CGUCUUAAAACUCCUACCCCUCUUCUUCUAAGAAGUUAUUUGAGGGACGGCGAGAGUAGGUUUUAACUUUUUUUUCUUCAAUUUUAAUUUAUGAUAUUUUAGUAUGAUUUAAAGAUAAUUAACUAGGGCUCGUUAUACUACUAUAAAUAGAAGCAAGAGAAAGAUACCACCAUCAUCCACCACAUCCAAAUCAAUUAAGCCAUGGCCAACCUUCUCCAAACCCUAAUCUCCAUCACCCUUCUCCUUGCGGCCGCCGCCAACACGGCGCAGUCCCAAUCGACGACCUUCACCUAUGACUUCUGGGGCGACCAGCCGACUGAUCUCACCUACCAAGGCGACGCCCAUUUCCCGUCGGACUCCACCUUCCUCCGCCUCACCGACCUGCAGACAUACCAAGUCGGCCGGGUCUUGUACUCGAAGCCGGUCCAGUUCUCCCAAGCCGGCGGCCAAGUCGACUUUGAAACCACCGUAAACUUCAUCAUCACACCCAGCGCCACCAAUCUUGCCGCUGACGGCAUCACCUUCUUCAUAGCCCCCGUCGGCUCCACCAUUCCCAGCGGCUCCGUCGGGGCCAACCUUGGAAUCUUCAGCUCCUCCGGAAAUAGUCCCUCUGUCUUCGCCGUGGAGUUUGACACCUAUGUCAACAGCCCGUGGGAUCCGAACUACCCCCACAUCGGUAUCGACAUCGGAUCUAGGGAAUCCCGCAACACGACGGAGGUCGACGGCGCCAUAGUCGGACAGCAGGUGACUGCGCGGAUCAACUACGUCGGAGCCACGAAGAUGAUCACCGUCAGUGCCACCGCCGGCUCGAAGACGUUUGAGGUCAUCUAUGAGUACGAUUUGAGCGGCUUUCUUCCCGAGCAGGUUCAGGUAGGGCUCUCCGCCGCCAGCGGACUAAGCCAACCAUACGUCGCCAUCCAUGAUAUUGUCUCAUGGUAUUUCACGGCCACCAUGGUGGCGCAAAAUAAUGCCGGCGCGAGGAGCUGGAUGGAGCUGGCCGGCAACAUUAUUCGUCAAUUUGUGUGAUUUUGAGAUGUGUGUGUGUCGUAAAUAAAUAAGGACUAAGCGAUCGAGUCUGCUCUCGUUAAGUCUACAAAUAAGAUACUCGACCAUCUCAAUGUACGGACUAUGCAACAACGCAUUUGGGUAAUCUAUGGAAGAUUUCAUUAAGAACUUUUAUCGAACA
Salvia miltiorrhiza (redroot sage) is the source of this 1186-nucleotide messenger RNA. Its product is annotated as lectin alpha chain-like. The transcript has a single exon. Gene Ontology annotation, molecular function: carbohydrate binding. Bases 202 to 1026 code for a protein of 274 amino acids. The record is from RefSeq and is a predicted model, not a curated record. NCBI's taxonomy places the organism in Eukaryota, Viridiplantae, Streptophyta, Magnoliopsida, Lamiales, Lamiaceae.